This is a messenger RNA of Scedosporium apiospermum, 1101 nucleotides long. RefSeq lists its product as uncharacterized. Gene Ontology annotation, molecular function: protein-folding chaperone binding. The transcript is spliced from 3 exons. The coding region runs from base 1 to 1101 and encodes 366 amino acids. NCBI's taxonomy places the organism in Eukaryota, Fungi, Ascomycota, Sordariomycetes, Microascales, Microascaceae. The record is from RefSeq and is a predicted model, not a curated record. Gene Ontology annotation, biological process: translational initiation. Gene Ontology annotation, cellular component: cytosol.
AUGGUCAAGGAAACGAAGCUCUACGACCAGCUGGGCAUCAAGCCCAACGCCACCACUGAUGAAAUCAAGAAAGGCUACCGGAAGGCGGCCAUGAAAUGGCACCCCGACAAAAACAAGAACAGCCCUGAAGCCGCCGAAAAGUUCAAAGAAUGCUCACAAGCCUACGAGAUUCUCUCCGACCCCGAAAAGCGUAAAAUCUACGACGCCUACGGUCUCGAGUUCCUCCUCCGAGGGGGCGCCCCGCCUCCCGAGCCCGGAGCCGGCGGCGGUCCAACCUUCACCAGCACCGGCGGCGUACCCCCAGGCUUCAGCUUUGGCACCAUGCCCAACGGAGGCGCUGGCGGGUUCGCCUUUGGUGGACCGGGCGGCUCCUACACGUUCCGCAACGCUGAGGACAUCUUUGCCGACUUCGCUAGGUCCGACGGCGGCGGCGGCUUUGAGGAUCUGUUCGCCAACCUCGCCGGCGCCGGCGCUCGUUCCUACGGUGCUGGCGGCGCUGGCGGUCCCCGCACUCCUCGGUCUCGCGGGUCGGGGACCUUCAUGCGUGCUCAGCAGCCCGCUCCCGAGGUUAGCACCAUUGAGAAGCCGCUUGCUUUGACGCUCGAGGAGAUCUUCCACGGCGUUACCAAGAAGUUGAAGAUAAAGCGCAAGACGUACGAUGAGUCCGGGAAGCUUUCGCUUGUGGAGCAGAUCCUGGAGGUUCCUGUCAAGCCGGGUCUCAAGAAGGGUAGCAAGUUUAAGUUCCAUGGUGUUGGCGACCAAGUUGUUGAGGGAGGUCGCCAGGAUCUGCAUUUUAUUCUCGAGGAGAAACCCCACGCUCUCUUCAAGCGUGUCGACAACGACCUCGUCCGCGACAUCAACCUCAACCUCAAAGAGGCCCUCACCGGAUUCAGCAGGCGUGUCGACACCAUCGACGGCAAGCAGAUCCCCAUCGAAAAGGGCGGCCCCGUACAGCCCGGCAGCGAAGAUCGCUUCCCCGGCCAGGGCAUGCCCAUCUCGAAGAAGCCCGGCGAGCGCGGCGACCUCAUCAUCAAGUACAACGUGCAGUUCCCCACGACGCUUACGGCUCAGCAAAAGGCGAAGCUGCGGGAGAUUCUGUGA